Molecule: messenger RNA, 3676 nt
Organism: Loxodonta africana (African savanna elephant)
Lineage: Eukaryota; Metazoa; Chordata; Mammalia; Proboscidea; Elephantidae
Gene: SLC7A7
Product: solute carrier family 7 member 7
Exons: 11
Coding region: 1702-3237 (511 amino acids)
Biological process (GO): amino acid transmembrane transport
Cellular component (GO): membrane
Molecular function (GO): L-amino acid transmembrane transporter activity; basic amino acid transmembrane transporter activity
Source: RefSeq, a predicted model, not a curated record
CCCCUGGCCCCUCCCCGCUGCCGGUCAGAGUCACACAUGUGUUUUCCUGUUUUCCAUUUCGGUCCCCGGCACCCUCUGCCUUUUCUGCUCCUCAGAGUCAACAGCUGCUGCAGCUUGAGCCAUAACCCCCUCCCCCCAGUUCCCCUUCAUAGAGCCUUCUCCUCCCCCAAGUGUGCUGGUAGCGCCUCCUCCCUGCACCUGCCACUGGACAGUUAGGGGAGGCAGCCCAGACCAGUUGGAGCCAGGAAGGCAGGACGUGGGGUCUCUGGAGGAGGACGUGUGUUCUCACGGUAGCUGCCUUCGCAGGCUGAGGAGCCAAGCCCCUGAAGUGUGUGGUGGUUCCUGGAGGAAGUGUGCUUUGGUGUUGCCAUUCACAGCUGGGGCCAGAGUGAAGGGCUCCGUUGGCUGCAGUGCCAGGCACUGACUGCAUGCUGCCCUCCUGAACCCCUGAAUCCAAGAUUUCUCCCACUAGCUAUUGGGUGAGUGUGUCGUCCUGUAAUCUCUGCUAGGAUCUCAGAGAUGACAGCACCUCAGACAGAAAACAAAGGAUACUGUAUUGUGAACACUGUUGGCUCCCAGGGGUUCAGACUGUGCAAGGCUUUCCUCUAAAACCUUGAGUCAGAGAAGCCCUUUUAGGAGAGCCUGGGAGUUCUGCUGAUCCCAGGAUGCUUGAAUGGUGGAAGCAUUAAUCCAAGAACCAGGGUCUUAGGGAGGAAUGUGAGCUGCCUACAAUGCUAGGCAGUGGUUGAGAAAAGAGGGGGGCAUCCUUUGGACGAAUGACAACCUACUGGCCUCCUGGCCAGUUUGUGGGGCAGACUGAAGCGCUGGGUAGAUUCCACUCCUAGCACUUCCUCAUGAGACCACUAGGGUAUGCUGUUUGCUGGUGUGGUUUUUCGUCUCUAGAUGCCAUGAAGACGGUUUAACUUUUCAGAUAUCCCCAGCCAGGAAUGAAGCCCUGCACACAUCUGUCCCCACAUGCCCUCACGGGUUCCCCUUCCUUUCUCCCUCCCUCAUUUAUUCUUCAUGUCAUGUUAGGACACAUGCCCACCCUGUGGUGCCAGUGAAUUUGGUCUUAAAAGGGCAGACGUGAAGAUGUGUUUCCAUGUGUUUUUGUUUGCUUUAUAAGUGGGCACCCUACGAAUAGCAGCACUACCAAGAGGGCUUGUAAUCACCUCUCAUCCCUGCAAAGGGAUGAGAAAGAGGAGCGGCAGUGGGAAAGGAGAUGAAUAAGCUUUGUUGGAGCCUUUAGACUGCAGACUGAAGGACCGCAGAAGCUGUUGGCUUUCUUUUCAAUCUAACCACGUAUUCCCCCAGGGAAGUCAUAAGGAGCCACCUGAAUUGCUUUCCAGCCUAAAAGGAAGUCCCGGAGUGUAGAUACUUGGAGGGGGUGGGAAGGUACAGGAGACAGUACACUUCAGUGGUUAAGAGCAUGGACUCUGGGUUUCCAGAUGACCGGCCUCCUUCUCUAGUUUGAAACCUGGCAAAUGGUUUAGUACUUGCUUUUUUUUUCCAGGGGCUGCCAAAGGAUUAAAUGGUUGUCCAGGUGGCACAGUGGUUAAGAGCUCAGCUGUUAAGCAAAAGGUCGGAGGUUCGAAUCCACCAGCCACUCCUUGGAAACUUAUGGGGCAGUUCUACUCUGUCUGAUUGGGUCACUAGGGCGAUGCCAGGGAGCUGGUGAAGGCUUUCCUCUCCUUCUCCGCCAUGGGUGACAGUGUUAAGUAUGCAGUGGCGCCCCAGCACGACGGGGAUUCCUCCGCUUUGGCCGAUGGGGCUAGCCCAGGGUCCGAGCAGGUAAAGCUGAAGAAGGAGAUCUCACUGCUUAACGGCGUGUGCCUGAUUGUGGGGAACAUGAUCGGCUCGGGCAUCUUCGUCUCUCCCAAGGGCGUGCUCAUGUACAGUGCCUCCUUUGGCCUCUCCCUGGUCAUCUGGGCUGUUGGGGGCCUCUUCUCUGUCUUUGGGGCCCUUUGUUAUGCUGAACUAGGCACCACCAUUAAGAAAUCUGGGGCCAGCUAUGCCUACAUCCUUGAGGCUUUUGGGGGACUCCUUGCCUUCAUCCGACUGUGGACCUCCCUCCUCAUCAUCGAGCCCACCAGCCAGGCCGUCAUUGCCAUCACCUUUGCCAACUACAUGGUGCAGCCGCUCUUCCCCAGCUGCUUGGCCCCCUAUGCUGCUGUCCGCCUGCUGGCUGCUGCCUGCAUCUGUCUUUUAACCUUCAUUAACUGUGCCUAUGUCAAGUGGGGAACACUGGUGCAAGAUAUUUUCACCUAUGCUAAAGUAUUGGCGCUGAUCGCGGUCAUCAUUGCAGGCAUUGUUAGACUUAGCCAGGGAGCCUCAUCUCACUUUGAGAAUUCUUUUGAGGGUUCGUCAUAUGCGAUGGGUGACAUUGCCCUGGCCCUGUACUCGGCUUUGUUCUCCUACUCGGGCUGGGACACCCUCAACUAUGUCACCGAAGAGAUCAAGAAUCCUGAGAGGAACUUGCCACUCGCCAUUGGCAUUUCCAUGCCCAUUGUCACCAUCAUCUACAUCUUGACCAAUGUGGCCUAUUACACCGUGCUGGACAUGAGAGACAUCCUGGCCAGUGAUGCUGUUGCUGUGUCUUUUGCAGACCAGAUUUUUGGAGUAUUCAACUGGACAAUUCCAUUGGCAGUUGCAUUAUCCUGCUUUGGUGGCCUCAAUGCCUCCAUUGUGGCUGCUUCUAGGCUUUUCUUUGUGGGUUCAAGAGAAGGUCAUCUUCCUGAUGCCAUCUGCAUGAUUCAUGUUGAGCGGUUCACACCAGUACCUUCUCUGCUCUUCAAUGGUCUCAUGGCACUGAUCUACUUGUGUGUGGAGGACAUCUUCCAGCUUAUUAACUACUACAGCUUCAGCUACUGGUUCUUUGUGGGGCUCUCUAUUGUGGGCCAGCUUUAUCUGCGCUGGAAGGAGCCUGGCUGGCCUCGACCUCUUAAGCUCAGCCUUUUCUUCCCCAUUGUCUUCUGCCUCUGCACCAUCUUCCUGGUGGCUGUUCCACUUUACAGUGAUACCAUCAACUCCCUCAUUGGCAUUGGCAUUGCCCUCUCAGGCUUGCCCUUUUAUUUCUUCAUCAUCAGAGUGCCAGAACACAAACAACCUCUUUGCCUCCGAAGGAUUGUGGCAUCCACCACAAGGUACCUCCAGGUCCUAUGUAUGGCAGUUGCUACAGAGAUGGAUUUGGAAGAUGGGGAAGAGAUGCCUAAGCAACGAGACCCCAAGUCUAACUAAAUACCACUGUGAGUCCUGAUAUGAGGACCUCUUGUCUCCUACUAGCUGGAGCCAAGAAGUUGAAAAGGAAAGCUAACUUCUUUGGAGGCACCUACCAGAUGCCUGGUCAAGGCAGCUUCAAUAACCUUGUGAACUUGUUUUUUGAGAGAUGGAAAGUAAUUUAUUUGUUUUGCUAUAUAGUGUUCCAGGUUUUUUUUUUUUUUUUUUUUUUUAAGGGAAUGGUAAAGCAGGCUGUGGUGGGGAGCAUGUCAAGGGUGGGUUUGAUGGUUCUCGUAGCACAUUCCUAGGUGUUUAAGAUGCUGACUCACCUCUGGGUUGUGCUGACCCAAUCUCCUUUUCCUUUAAAAGGGCCAGUAAUGCUCUGAGCUUCUUGACUCUUUUAGAGAGAUAGGAAACUGUCACAGGUGCUGGACAACAAUAAAAGGGAUAUAUUCCUAUG